UAUUAUUUUAUUAAUAAUUAUGGUUAAUGUACAAUGCGACAAUGGAAAAAAAAUAAUUAGGUACUGAUUCUACUUCAAAUUUAAUCAUUUUUAUUUAGUAAUUGACAUGAAUUAUGUCUAUGAAUUACGCCUUUGGAUUUUCACUUUUCCUAUUAAUUCUUGUUGCACUUAAUAUUUACUUUUUUUAUUCCCUAAACACAACCGGGAAAAAGGGCUCUACAUAUAAUGUUCCAGGUAUUAAACUGGAUCUUGGUCCAAGUAUUUUCAAAGAUAUAUAUGAUCACCUCAACUAUCUGCCUAGUCAAUAUAAAAUUAAAAGCCCUAAGUUUAUACGAAUACAGAGAAACUUGGUGCAAUCGUUCAAUGCAACUGGACUCAACGAUACGAAAAAUGUGUGGCAAAACACAGAGAAUUGGAUUAGUAACGAAUCAUUAUUCCCUCAUGGCAAUGGAGUCCCUGGGAAAAUACUACAAGCCAUGCAAACCUCACAGAUAGCUUUAGUGGACAAUGCACCAAAAGGCACACAAAUGAAGCUAUUACUUUUUAUCCAGGGGAAUCAAAAGUUAUAUUUCAAACCAAAGAGAUACCAGCUAUAUGAUGUAAUACAUGGAAAUAUUUAUGCUGGCUUUGAUCGUCACAACUCAGAGGUGUUUGCUUUCUAUCUCGCAAUGGCAUUAAAUUUUAAAUGGAUCAUUCCUUCUGUAAUUAGGAAAAUACACAUAACCAAGGAUGUUGUUCCUGUAGCGACAUCAGGAUUGAAGAAAACUAUGAUAAGAAAUGAAAGUGGUUCUUUAUGUAUUUAUGGGAAAUGUUUUUACUGUAAAGUGAAUGAGACUGUAUGCCCAGAUAGGAAUGGUGAAAUUGAAGGAGCUGCCAUCCUUUAUUUGGACAAGCAGUUUAAAGUAUACAAGUCACCAUGGAGGCGUUCUUACAGUAGCAAGAAAAUGGAGUGGGAGAAAGAUAAUGAUUUUUGUAAGAAAGUCAUGGGAAGUUUGAGUCUCAAACGUAUACUUAAUUUGAUAGAUGUCUCCAUAUUCGAUUUUCUAAUACAGAAUGGUGACCGUCAUCGGUAUGAAAUUUACAACGAUAAAAUAAUUCUCUUGGACAAUGGAAAAGGCUUAGGAAAUCCUAUGGUAGAUGAACUGGACAUUUUGGCGCCAUUGUACCAAUGUUGCAUGAUAUCAACAUCGACAUGGCAUCAUUUAGAGAUACUUUCUGGUGGAGCCUUAACAGAAACCAUAAAGUUAUUAUCGUCCUUUCAAGGAGUAGUAUUGGCAACAGAAGAUCAUUUUAAAGCAGUGGAACGAAGAUUAUUAAAAAUUUAUGCAACAGUUCAGUAUUGUGUUAAGAAACAUGGCAGUGCCAAAGUAUUCAAGGUAUAAUAGUCAAAUAUAGAAAGUUUCGUAUGUAGUUCGCGAACUCAACUACAUGAUUAAAAAGAUCGCUCCUAAAGACGACCACGGGUUAUUUCGCAAAUACUUCGCUCUUCAGUUUGUUUUAUAUAAAAUUGGCAGGAUACUAUUGAAGUCUUGCUCUAAUGGAAGAGGACGGCGUAUUUCAUCAUAAAAUAAAAGUAGAAUAUCUCAUUACAGGCAUCAACUGCCUACAUUUGAGGGCUACUAACAUAUAGAAUUUGGAAAACCAACUUGCGCCUUUCUCUAACUCGAGUUGUGAGCUGAUGAAUUCGUUCACAAGAGCUCUGCUAACUAAUGACCUAUUAGACGCUAUUUUAGAAAUUUUGUGUUACAUAUUUGUUAUGUGAGUUGCAGAUGGUUUUACCAUAGUAGUGGUUGAAGUGGUAAAAAAAAAUUGAUUUUAAUCUAAAAAGUUCUGCACAUAUAGUUUACAUGGCAAUUAUAAUUCUUUUGAUUCUAAAUUUACUAAGGUAGUAAUUGUAACGUUUAUUCGUAUUACUAUUUUAAUAGUUUUGCUUGUUAAGUGAAACAAAGUAUUAUUGAUAAGUACUUAUUUCAUGCACAGAUUCCUAUCUGUUUUUUGACAGAUGUAUUUUUUUACCUUAAUUUAAGAAAAUAAUGGAAGCAAAUAUUUGAAAAAUUUUAUGAUAAUAUUAAUGUAGAUAUUGUGUUGAAUGAUAGAAAACCGUCUUCAAUCGUGACUGAUGUUAGUAUGUGGUAUAGUAACACUGCCAACGCAAUCUUUCUUUUCUUUAGAUUUUUUUUAUUAUUGUUAAACAAUUCUAACACUUAGUGUCUCCUGCGCUAAGUGCUAGAAUAGUUCCCACAUUAUCCCACAGAAAAUUAGAAUAGUUUCACAAGUGAUUUGACAAUUUACACAGCGCCAUCUAGUCUCACACAAAGAAACUUGUUGUAUGGGUCAACAUACCCACUCUGUUUUUAACAUAUCACCGCUUGUAUGGGCUGCUGGUAUUAAGUAACUGAUAGAAAUAUUUAAAUACAUUUUUUUAUAAAUACAUAUCUAAUAUGCACAGAAAACACCCAGUCUAAUACCAACAGUCAUACUCAUAUUUACAUCGUGCGAAGAAAAAAAGUCGCGGCGCUCGGAAGUAAGGCGCUUUGCUAAACCCCUGGACAACCGAGUAUCGAUGAUAGAUGAGGUUAUAUCUUUCUUAUGCCGUGACUUACCCUAAUCUUUCACUCUAAUAAAAUGGCAUGUUACAUGUACACACAAAUCUUGUCAAGACUGAAGUCGGUUUUUUAACAAAAUUGUAUAUAUAUAUAUUGUAACAGUAUUAUUCAAUAGAGACUUAUAUAAUCUAGUGCUAUUCUAGAUUAAAUGGAUCUCAGGACAAUAACUAUUUUAGUUCUUGUUCUUAGGAAUGAAUUGAUUUGUAUUUGUUUACAAUAUAUUUGAAAAGCUAUGGGCAAUAAUUCAAAUUGUAAAAAGUAUUGGCUGUGCAUGUAUCCGGAACAUUGCGAUAGUUAGCAAAAAAAUAAUGUGCUGAAAGCAGAUACAGCAAUGAUGUAGUAUUACUGAAAUUGUAAUUGUUGAUUUUCUAUGUGUUAUUGAAGCCGAUAAAUUAGUCUAUUUUAUUAUAGCUGAUUAACUAACAAUUAAACGUUUUUGACAGUUCUAUUUUUAAAAUUUUAAAUCCCGUAUGAGAUUAGCGGAGUGUUUUAUCAAUAUGACUUUCUGUAUUAGAUCUAUCUCAUGCAUACGCAUAUAUAUAGGGUGCAGUAUACGCCCAAUCUUUUUUUUUCAAAAAGUUUUAGACUGGAUAUGUAUAUUCCAUC
Achroia grisella is the source of this 3212-nucleotide messenger RNA. Its product is annotated as glycosaminoglycan xylosylkinase homolog. The record is from RefSeq and is a predicted model, not a curated record. Gene Ontology annotation, biological process: protein phosphorylation. Gene Ontology annotation, cellular component: Golgi apparatus. Gene Ontology annotation, molecular function: phosphotransferase activity, alcohol group as acceptor. NCBI's taxonomy places the organism in Eukaryota, Metazoa, Arthropoda, Insecta, Lepidoptera, Pyralidae. The transcript is spliced from 6 exons. Bases 114 to 1382 code for a protein of 422 amino acids.